Molecule: messenger RNA, 983 nt
Organism: Schistocerca americana (American grasshopper)
Lineage: Eukaryota; Metazoa; Arthropoda; Insecta; Orthoptera; Acrididae
Product: ankyrin repeat, PH and SEC7 domain containing protein secG-like
Exons: 5
Coding region: 117-983 (288 amino acids)
Molecular function (GO): protein binding
Source: RefSeq, a predicted model, not a curated record
GAGGAAGGAGGACAAAAGGCGGGAGUCGCGACCGACCGCCACUGCGCUGGUUGCUGCAUCGCGGGACGUGUCUGGAAGAAGUUCUUUACUUCGCCUAAUUACUGCAUCCCAGCAUUAUGUCGUGCAGAAGCUGCAGCUGGUUUAUCUGCUUCUUUGUGGCGGUAGUCUUAGCUGCUGGCUCCAGUGACACAGAUUCCAUUACAGAAUCCGAUCCUGAAGUCACAGUCUACAGUUCAGAAAAUGACAAUCAAGAGCUGUCCACAGUGGAGCCGGCGUGCGAGCAGCUCGCGGCUGCGCAGCUGUCCGUUGAGACGGCGGCCGCCACCGCCGUGUCCGCCAUGCGGCACUCCUGCACCGGCCUCACGCGGGCCGCCGUCGCCUUCAUAAGCGCCCGCUUCCUCAGGGUGAUGGCCACGGAGGGCUGGGUUGACGCUGCACGCAGCUACCCGAGCACUUUUGUGGAGUUAGUUCGCCUGCUUGCAGAGGCUCAAGCAGACACCAGGAGCCUUCGUGGAGAGGCGAAGGACAAGAGACUGAUCCAGGCAGCUAAGGAGGGGGCAGUGGAGGAGCUGCUUAUGCUCCUCAAGGAUAAGGCAGAUCUGGGGGCGACGGACGAGAACAACAAGACAGCGCUCCACUGGGCGGCCGCUGGGGGCCACACAGUGGCAGUGAGGUGUCUGCUAAUGGCAGGUGCUGACGUGGGUGCGAGGGACAACUCUCUGCAGACUCCCCUGCAUGAGGCUGCACUGAACGGCCACGCAGCUCUUGUGCAGCUGCUGGUGGCGUCCUCUGCCGAUCCCAACGCCAGGGAUGAGGAUGGGUGGACACCGCUGCACUCUGCGGCGUUCACAGGCCAGGCAGAGGCGGUGACAGCACUGCUGGAGGCAGGGGCCAACAAGAGGGCCGUGGAUAACAUCGGCAAAACCCCACAGGACAUUGCCAGGCAGUACAACCACCAGCAGCUGAUAGACGUGCUAUCAUAA